AUGAGUUUCGAAUCCGUUAACUCAACUGAUAAUGAAUACGUCGAAGCCUCCAUUGUCCGUGUAACCUUAACCAAUUUUAUGCGAUUCGAAUCCACUGAGUUCCGGCCAGAGCCCAGCCUAUGUAUGCUGAUUGACCAGAGCCACGGAGAAAGAACCGCGUUGUAUAGUGCGAUAGUCCUUGGACUGGGUGGUGAUAAUUCGGAGAUCUCAUAUUACGUAAAAUGUGGGUCGGCUCAAGCAGAAAUCGAGAUAGAAGUACAGGCGGCGGCGGAGAAUUUGACAAUCAGAAGAAGAAUCGAUAGAGCCGCCAAUAUCUCGUUGUGGGCUAUUAAUGGCGAGCCAGCAACCAGGGGGGAAAUUAUGUCUCGAGCAGGUGUACUCAACAUUCAGGAGGGCAACCUAUAUCAAUUCUUGUCGCAAGAGAGGGUUAGGGAGUUUAUGGAGCGAAGUGCGGAGGAGGAUGACACAGAAGAAAGUGAAGAGGAGGAGGAGUUGCUGCUUCGGGGAUGCCAAUCUACUACGCCAGAAAUUGGACUUCGAACGGAUGUUACGAUAUAUCCAAACACGAAUAGUGUCCAACAACCUUCCGUUCCAUAUCCUGAUCCGAAGUAUACGGAUCUCCGCUAA
Messenger RNA from Paraglomus brasilianum, 627 nucleotides. The record is from the annotation of a GenBank genome assembly. Lineage: Eukaryota; Fungi; Glomeromycota; Glomeromycetes; Paraglomerales; Paraglomeraceae.